UUUUUACGCUCAUUCUCUCCGCCGCCACCAUGCGCAAGAUAUCGCGGAGGGCGGCCGGUGUGGCGUGGGUGACGUGUGUGCUGGCCAGCCUGGCGUGUGGCGCGGCAGCUGCUGCGACAGUUCUCCCUCAGGAUGGGCACCAGGACAAAAUUAUGGACACUGGAAGCCAGCUUAACACCUCAGAAACUCCAGGAAGUAAUUCUACUGAAGGAAGUUACAAUGAUGUCCUUCCUCAUGAAUCCCGCCACCAAGGGGUAGUUCCACAGUGGAACUCAAUCACAAGCCUUCAGCAGAUCCACAAAUUGAAUCUGGAAAUGAAAUCAGAACAGAAGAAGGAAGAGUAGAGGGAUCCAGUAUCAGUGCUGGAGAACCAGGGAACUCUGGAUCCA
Portunus trituberculatus (swimming crab) is the source of this 389-nucleotide messenger RNA. RefSeq lists its product as uncharacterized. Lineage: Eukaryota; Metazoa; Arthropoda; Malacostraca; Decapoda; Portunidae. The transcript has 3 exons. The coding region runs from base 30 to 344 and encodes 104 amino acids. The record is from RefSeq and is a predicted model, not a curated record.